AUGCAGCUGGACGGAUUGAAAAUCUUCGCUGGCAAUUAUUUACUAAGUGUAAUCGAGGUUCAAGAAAAUCUUUCUGCUGGUUCGGAUGAUAUUUAUAGCGCAACAGUAUCGGCGCUAAACAGGUAUUUUGACCAAACGUGCGACUACACGAAGGAGAGGAUGAAGUUUCGUGAAAUGCGAAUGGGCACCUCAGAACCAUUUGUUGAUUGGGUUUUGCGAUUAGAGACUCAAGCAAAGUUUUGCGAAUUUGAGGCAGAGCAGCGAAACGAAGAAUUUGUUCAAGCAUUAGUUCGACGAUCUGUACUGCAAAUCGCAACAAAGUUGUACGAAAUGAGCAAUAUCUUCAACAACAAUCUUGAGUUGAUUACUGCCCACGGUAGACAUCUUGAUUACAUUCGGAUGGAAUCUGAGGAAUCAAAGCAGAUAGUCAUGAACGAAGGUGGUAGCAGCAUUGAAGAACUAAAGACACAUGAAGGGACUGUUGUGAAGCCAGUUAAUGCAGUAGUUAGUCAGAACUCGCAUUUCGGUCCAAUGCGUCACGGUUCAUAUCGAGGAUCACGAUCGGAAGCCAACAAUAGGAAUUUCCGAUUUCAAGGUGUGAGUUCUCUUGGUCGUGCAGGACGGUUCAAAAAUACCAGCCAGAACUGCUUGAAGUGCGGCAGUAUUCACGGUCCUAAGCAGUGCAGGGCCUAUCGCGUCAAAUGUUACACAUGUGGGAAAGAGGGGCACUUUGCCGAGUUUUGCUUUUCGAAAAACAGCGCUACUAAAGGGUGA
Messenger RNA from Ochlerotatus camptorhynchus, 774 nucleotides. RefSeq lists its product as uncharacterized. Lineage: Eukaryota; Metazoa; Arthropoda; Insecta; Diptera; Culicidae. The coding region runs from base 1 to 774 and encodes 257 amino acids. The record is from RefSeq and is a predicted model, not a curated record. Gene Ontology annotation, molecular function: nucleic acid binding; zinc ion binding. The transcript has 2 exons.